AUGAAGGUCUAGCAAGAACCUUACAAAAUGGGGAACUGUGUAUGUAAUUUGAUUCCUUCAGGUGUGGAACAAAAGCAGCCGUGAGGAAAGUUUCAUCAGAAGUUGAGCCCGGGGCAGCAAUGACGCAAAGGCAACUGCCAAACCGAAGGGCAGUUGCAUAAUUCAACUGAACGCCUUGAGUUAAGGUAAAGCAAGCAACCUUCCUCAAGGCUUUCAAAUGCCCUCCCGUCAUUAUUCACACUGUUAUAAGCGAAGCGGAGAGUAGGAGGGCGAGAAAGACCUCCCUGGAGGUUGCAAAUCAAUGUCUUAAUAAAAAGACAACCGUGGGAGCGGCAGAAUGAUGUAUCUCAUGGAUCUGCAGCAGUGUGACCUCCUGUUAGCAGAUUUACGUCUGCUAGGUCUUCAAAGAGAAUUUCUGGUAGUGAACAUCCACAAGUCCUUGGAGUACAAAAAAAAAAAAUUGAUUUUUGUGGCAGGACUUGCAGUACAGCAUCACGAAUGACGCCUCUGCUAUGGUCCCACAUGCAGAUGGCGACUUUGCCGUGACACACCUGACGAAAGCUCACCUCUUCUAUGACGGACGCAUCAAGUGGACGCCGCCGGCCAUCUACAAGAGCUCUUGUAGCAUCGACGUCACCUUUUUCCCAUUUGAUCAGCAAAACUGCACCAUGAAGUUUGGCUCCUGGACAUAUGACAAAGCGAAAAUCGAUCUGGUCAGCAUGGCCAACCAUGUGGACCAGAUGGACUACUGGGAAAGUGGCGAAUGGGUGAUCAUCAACGCAGUGGGCAGAUACAAUAUCAAAAAGUAUGAGUGCUGCACAGAAAUCUACCCGGACAUCACAUAUUACUUCAUCAUCCGACGCUUGCCGCUCUUCUACACCAUCAACCUGAUCAUCCCGUGUCUUUUAAUCUCCUGCUUGACCGUGUUGGUGUUCUACCUGCCUUCGGAGUGCGGCGAGAAGAUCACGUUGUGUAUUUCUGUUCUGCUCUCCCUCACUGUGUUUCUUUUGCUCAUCACGGAAAUCAUCCCAUCCACCUCCCUGGUCAUUCCACUGAUCGGGGAGUAUCUGCUGUUCACCAUGAUUUUUGUCACCCUCUCGAUUAUUAUCACAGUUUUCGUUCUCAAUGUUCAUCACCGUUCUCCUCGUACUCACACCAUGCCAGCUUGGGUAAGGAAGGUUUUUCUGGAUGUUGUGCCCCGCUUCUUGUUCAUGAAAAGGCCACCGACGGUCAAAGACAAUUGUAAGAGACUUAUCGCAUCCCUGCACAAAAAGGUGACUUCGCCGGCAUUUUGGUCAGAAAUUGAAGUGGAGCGCCCCGUGCCCACCACACCUCCAGGAAGCCAAGGAAGCAAUAAAGUCUCCCCAUCUUCACCUUCAGAUCGUGUUCUAGAGGAAUUGCCAACCACACCUCAAAUUCUUUGCAAGUCUCCCUCAAGUCAAUACUCGAUUCUGUUGGAAGAGCCGGGACAGGUAGAAAAGCCAGCCUCCCCUUCAUCUCCACAGCACCUCGAGGAACCCCAGUCCGUCCCAAAGGCCAGGUCCCUAAGCUUCCAGUACAGUCUUCAGGACAAUGACACCCCUCCCACCGUCCCCCGCUGCCGAUCCCGAAGCAUCCAGUACGACUACCUGAAUGAGGAGACGGUGCCAAGCAGCAGCAGCAGCAGGUCAGCCACAUUCCAGCAGCAGAUCUUGAAGGAAGAAACGGCCAUCGGGAGUGAUGGCAAAUGUCAAUGCAAAAAGCUUCCUGAAAGCCGACCGGCAAAAAUCGGCAACGUGAAACAUCACCACCAGCAUCACCAGCGGCAGCGACUGAGGGUGCUGUCGCCCUCCAUGAAACUGGCCAUUGAAGGAGUGCAGUACAUCGCAGACCACCUCAAGGCUGAGGACGCCAACUUUUCGGUGAAGGAGGACUGGAAGUACGUGGCCAUGGUGAUCGACAGGAUCUUUCUGUGGAUGUUUGUCUUGGUUUGUAUUCUGGGGACUGUGGGUCUCUUCCUCCCUCCUUGGCUGGCAGGGAUGAUCUAAUAGUUUUCCUCUGCUGGUGCACAAGCCUUCAAUUUCUUUUCCCACGCUACUUUUGGGGCACUCUAGCAGGUGAAUUUUACUUUGAACGAAUGCCAUUUGGCCUUUUGAGUGAGCAGGAGACUUUUCAAAUACUUUUAAGUCCUUCCAUGAGUUGGGUGACAUCGCAGCUUUGACACUGAAGGCUCAUACAGUCAGGGGCUUUGGCCUAAUUGAUGCUUUUUAAGUUCCAUCUUCCAUGUCUCCACCUUGCUCAUACAUUACGCGCUGUUGUUGAGAUCGAUUUCCUUUUUUUUUGCAAUCUCUGUGCUGUUCAGCCGCACACACUGUAUGACAGGUAUUUUAUUUUCCUAAAGCAGCACCAGUAAGUCAUCAUUAAUCCUACUAAAGCAGAUCUGACAGAAUUCCUACAGUGAAGGCCUCCUCUCAUCGUGAUUCUCAUGAGGGGAAGGCAGCGAUCAAACAGUUCAGAGAGGGGCGCUAUAAAAAGACUUGACCCUUCUGCUGUGGAUAAAGAAUGCGAGAUCACUUAGCAGUGCCCCCUAGUGGUCUGUCUGCUGAACUGCAUGCUGGGCCUGUGCUGUGCUGAAGAGCUCCCAGGAGCUGGUGGAAGUCAGGGAUAAUGAAAACGAGAAGAAAAUAAAAAUAUUUAAUUUUAAAGGAAAUUGUCUCCUUUAUGUUUUCUCUGCCACAGACACCUCCAUAAAGGGGUGAGGGAAGGAAUGUGUGACUUUUGGUUUUACAUUUAAAUUUGUAAAGAGGGAG
Molecule: messenger RNA, 2789 nt
Organism: Erpetoichthys calabaricus (reedfish)
Lineage: Eukaryota; Metazoa; Chordata; Cladistia; Polypteriformes; Polypteridae
Product: neuronal acetylcholine receptor subunit alpha-4-like
Exons: 3
Coding region: 513-2027 (504 amino acids)
Biological process (GO): regulation of membrane potential; signal transduction; chemical synaptic transmission
Cellular component (GO): neuron projection; synapse; postsynaptic membrane
Molecular function (GO): acetylcholine-gated monoatomic cation-selective channel activity; transmembrane signaling receptor activity
Source: RefSeq, a predicted model, not a curated record